This is a messenger RNA of Lycium barbarum (goji berry), 1273 nucleotides long. RefSeq lists its product as uncharacterized. Gene Ontology annotation, biological process: tRNA pseudouridine synthesis. Gene Ontology annotation, molecular function: RNA binding; pseudouridine synthase activity. The transcript is spliced from 6 exons. The record is from RefSeq and is a predicted model, not a curated record. Lineage: Eukaryota; Viridiplantae; Streptophyta; Magnoliopsida; Solanales; Solanaceae. The coding region runs from base 187 to 1170 and encodes 327 amino acids.
GGUCAACAGGAUAAGGUAUGCGAAUUGAAGUUAGUAUGACCCAAGAGAAGUUAAGUUUGCAGCCAAAUUAGGCGACGGCCCAUUUCCUGAUUGGAUUAGCAUAUGUUUUUGGUUUAACACUCAAAAUUGCUGAACUCUGAUUUAAACCGUAGAUUGAUUGACCCACUUUAGAUACGUUAAUUAAGAAUGUGUUUCUCAGCAGCUUUGGCACUUCCAUCACUUGCAAAUGUCGAGGCUAAUUCUGCAAAUUGUAACUCUAAUUGGAGUGGAAAGGAUGAAGAUCCAAAUAAGAGUCAACCGGUGCAACUGUCAUUACCAGCUUAUAAAUGGCGCUUAGUUAUUGCUUACGAUGGUACCAGAUUUUCAGGAUGGCAGUAUCAGCAGACAACACCAACUGUACAGUGCAUUCUGGAAGAAGCUCUGACUACAACCACAAAAAUAAACCGCAAAGAACUUUGUUUAGUUGGUGCAAGUCGGACAGAUGCAGGAGUUCAUGCAUGGGGUCAGGUGGCACAUUUCAUCACACCUUUCAACUAUGAUACACUAGACAGUGUUCACAAAGCUGUAAAUUGUCUUCUUCCUUCUGACAUCAGACUUAGAGAAAUUAGCCCUGCUGUGCCUGAGUUUCAUGCUCGUUUCUCUGUCACAAGCAAGGUAUAUUGCUAUCAAGUAUAUAAUUCCACUAUCAUGGACCCAUUCUUGAGGCACUAUGCUUACCAUAGUGUGUAUAAGCUCGAUGCUGCUGUCAUGAGAGAUGCCGCAAAGCAUUUUGUGGGGAAACAUGACUUUUCUGCCUUCGCCAAUACAUCACGAAAUGACCGAGUUCCAAAUCCAGUGAAGACGAUAUUUCGCUUUGAUGUUGUUGAAAAGGGACCUCUUUUGCUGCUUGAAGUUGAAGGAUCUGGUUUCCUAUAUAGGCAAGUUCGGAACAUGGUCGCUUUGUUGCUUCAAGUUGGAAGACAAGCAGUUCCACCAGAUAUUGUUGCUUGGAUUUUGGAAUCUCGUGAUAGGAAGGAACUUGCAAAGUAUACCUUGUUACUUCCACCUCAUGGACUCAGUCUCGAGACUAUCAAGUAUAAUGAAGAACAUCUCAUACUCCCAGCAGAUUCCCCUGCUAGUAGUUUUGGUAGGCACCAUAGUAUAAGCAAAUGUAAGGUGCUAUUCGUUUGACUAGUUAAUAAAUGAUUAACAAAAAUGAGGGCAUGCAGAAUGGAUUCUGCCCUUUUUAACAGACACUCAUUCGUAUAAAGAGUCUGCGUCUGUUGUUUCUUAA